UCAGUUAUUGUAACAAAAAUGUAUUUCUUUAUUUAUCUAUAUAAUUGUAUACGUCUGUGUUUUACUGACAAAACGCAAUAAUUUUUGUAUCAAGAUUUUUCCCCGUUAUUACUAAUAGAUUUGGAAAUCCUCUUCCAAAAUUAAAAUAUUCGCAUUAAUACUAGUCUGAUACUUGGCGAGUUUGCGCCGAGAGCGAAAAAAAUUUUCAUUUCUUGUCGUCUGUGACGUCUACAAUAGCUGGUCAAGUCGAGAUCGCGUUUCGGUCGUUGACACAACGCCCUGAUCGUUCUAGGUUCGGCUGCGCGGCCGAAGAUGUCACUACCUUGACGCUUCGAGGCGGCGCGGCGCGGCGUCGCGUUCUCGAUAACAAUCGAUCGGUCUCGCGUUUCGAAUAAUCGGAUAAAUUUAGCUAAUAUGUCGGUUAUAGUUAUGUAGUAUAAGAAUAUUAAAUUGAAAUUCAAAUGACUAUCAAAUCUUUUCAAUUACAUAAUUAUAUAAUUAGUUCAAAAACUGUUAAAUUUAUACAAAACACAAUUUAAUUCAUAUACAAAAUUUAAUUUAUUCUCAUACAGCACAGAUCAUUGUAGCAACAUUGCAAUGUUCCAGCAAUAUUGUAGCAAUAUUGCAAUCUUGCAGCAAUGCUGCAAGGCUGUAAGUUUUUAUGCUGUAUGGAUUUAUGUCAUUUAACUAUGAGCAGUGUAAAAGUAUAAUUAAUUAGAUAAAAUUAUCUGCAAUUGUCUGCGCGCGUCUGUCCAAUCUUUUCAAUUACACUUCAAAAUAUUCAUGCGAAGUGUAAACGACUUUACAAGGAAAUUAUUUAAAAAAAUCAAUUAAUUGCAGUCCGUUAAGGUCAUAUAAUAUAUAUAUAAAUGUUUCGAACGACUUUGAUCAGCAAUUGUCUUAUUAUUGAACGGCCACUUGAAAAAUGUAUGUCUCGACACCGAUACCUACAUUUACACAAUGAUACACGCGCACGUCUUGUGCACCGAGAUUCGUCAUUUCCGCCGCGAGAUUUCUCGUGGCGUUCAAUAAUGCGCGCCGGAACGUGUCUGCCGUAUAUAUACGUAUAUAUAUUUACGGUGUUUACAAUCAUUCUCGCGAGUGAAUCGCUCGACAAUUUAGGAGGAUUAUUAACUAUCAGGAAUUAUUUCUCCGCCGCUCUUUUCUCUAGCUCGUCUCGAACGAUGAGUAAUUACAAGCGAUGUUAUCUUAUCGCUACACACUUUGUUAUCAUACAUGAAGCGUCAGAUACGGGUCGCACCGAUCUCAGUCGUCGCCGUCGGGAAAGCUUAGAAAAUCGCGAGGCCUUCUUCGCUAACGAUGGAUCUCCGAUUGUUGGUGCCUCUGCUCGCGAUAAUCCUUCUCGCGAGAUGCGAAAAUCAGGGAAACGCGACCGCGGAUUCGGGCGCGAUUGAUGUUAAAGCGGACAACGUGACGUCGCAGCCAGCGAGUGUAUGUACCGUGUGCUCUUGUGCAGAGAGCUACGUGGACUGCAGUAACCGGAGCUUAGAGACGCAUUUCGAAAAGCAGCAAUGGCUGAACAUAACGGCCAAGAUAAUCUCGUUCGAGCGUAAUCAAUUGGUGCACGUCACGCCCUUCCCGCCAAUAGUUGUCGAGAGACUAAUUCUGCGAAGAAAUCGUAUCGCCAGAAUCGACUAUCGCGCCUUCAAAGAGCUCGUUAAUCUCACGGAAUUGGACUUGAGUGAUAACCAACUCACGUCGCAGAGGCUGCAGCCGCAUGUCUUCGAGGGGAAGUUCUCGCCAGAAGCGUACGAGCCUCUGUCGAACAUGGAGAUCUUGAAUCUGGCUAACAACGUACUCCACUGGUUACAUCAAAGCAUAUUCGAGCAUCUUGCUAAUCUCAAGGUGCUGAACCUGUCCGGAAAUCCAUUCGGCGUAUUCGACUAUCGUACGGCUAUCGCGAUCAGCAGUUUGUCAUACUUGGAGGAAUUGGACCUCAGUUAUUGCCAACUGGAAGACCUACCGAAUCGUCAGUUCCACAAUGCCAGACAUCUGAAGAGACUGAACCUGACCAACAAUCAGCUCACAGUUCUACCCAGGCUGGAGGAGCUCGGAAGCUUGGAGUACCUCAACUUGGAUGCCAAUCCGAUACGCGCUAUCGAUCGCGCGAAUGGCUUUCCCAACCUGACGAGGCUGCGGGAGCUCAGUCUGCGCGAGAUGCCGAAUCUGACGGUGAUCAAGAACGGCGGGUUGUCGGCGUUGACUGGCCUGGAGAUUCUCCACCUGCAGAAUUGCGACAAACUGGCAAGGAUCGAGGAGUUCGCGUUAGCGAUCGCGACCGCCGAGGGCACGAUGUGGCCGCCGCUGAGGAAGCUGAACGUGGCGUUCAACGCACUCCGGUAUCUGCCGGUGCUGCUCGUCGGGCGAUGGGACAAGCUCGAGGAAUUGCGCCUGACGGGCAACCAGUGGAGCUGCGAUUGCGGUAAUCAAUAUCUGAUCGGGACCUUGCUGCCGGAAUACGGCGAGGCGCUGAUGGGCGACGAGGCCGACGGGCUCACCUGCUCCGCGCCGCCGGAACACGCGGGGAAGAAGCUCGCGUCCUUGGCCGAUCGACACCUGCGCUGCUUGGAUCUGUACAACGCGAGACCGGAGAAGGACGCCGCGAUCCUCGUGGGGGUGCUCAUCGGUCUGCUCAUCGCGAUCCCGAUCGGCAUGGCGUUCUUCGUCCUCUGGCGGCGCGGCUUCUUCUUCUGCGGGUCGCAGGGUCCGGCCACCUUCUCCCGCGCCUUUUACAAACGCGCAGCCAACGACGAUGACAUUUAAUUACAUAUAUAUACUUGUGUGUAUUUGCAUAUAUAUUUUUUGUUAAAUGCAAUUAAUUGUGUUGUCUUUUUGCUACGCUUUUUAACAUUGACUCUGCUGUUCUGUUCAAGUUUACUAUACAAUCGUAUCGUUUGAGUCAAUAUCAAAAGGCUCUGAGAAAUCAAAAUGAAAAAUUUUCACAGGAGAAAGUGCUUACAUUAGACGGAAUCAUCAAACGUCAGAAAAAAAGCUUCUAAAUAAAAUAUUAGCAAGAAAAUGAACAACUAAUUUUGGGGACAAUAGAUCUGGACGGACAGCAGAAUUUAAGCAAAUAUCGAAAAAAUAAAAUACAAAAGGAUAUAAUUAUUUAGAUUACAGCAGAUUCCGCAAUGUCGGAUGACGCAUCGGAUGUAUCUAGUCUAAGCUUCGUCAAAUAUACGCGUAGCGUAUAUAUAUAUCUUUUGUACGUUUUGUUAAGAUAUCGUAAAGCGCCGUCGUAUCGGUCGCGCGAGCAAGUUUAUAGAUGUACACAUUUCUCUGUUCGGAUAAGCGCAUCAAUGUGAAACGCAGCCCGUCGAGUUCAGGCUGCGCGCAGCAUGCAUGUAUUUUAUGACGCUCCGCAAUAAACAAACUUGAAAAUUAAA
Molecule: messenger RNA, 3407 nt
Organism: Wasmannia auropunctata (little fire ant)
Lineage: Eukaryota; Metazoa; Arthropoda; Insecta; Hymenoptera; Formicidae
Product: protein slit-like
Exons: 6
Coding region: 1321-2784 (487 amino acids)
Cellular component (GO): plasma membrane
Molecular function (GO): protein binding
Source: RefSeq, a predicted model, not a curated record